Gadus chalcogrammus (walleye pollock) is the source of this 4406-nucleotide messenger RNA. RefSeq names its product glucosidase, beta, acid (gene gba1). Lineage: Eukaryota; Metazoa; Chordata; Actinopteri; Gadiformes; Gadidae. Gene Ontology annotation, biological process: glucosylceramide catabolic process. The transcript is spliced from 11 exons. The record is from RefSeq and is a predicted model, not a curated record. The coding region runs from base 324 to 1883 and encodes 519 amino acids. Gene Ontology annotation, molecular function: glucosylceramidase activity.
GUUGAUCACGUGUCGUUACUGGAGAUCACCUGAUCGGAUUCUCCACCUCCAGCACAACUCUGGCAAAAACAAAUCAAGAGAAACCAACGAGAGAAACUCCCAAAAGCAUGUGAAUGUAUGCGUUCAAAGUAAUUGAAGGGCAAGUCUCGAAUUUUAGUGGGCAGGUUGGACCUCUGUUGGAGGAUGAAACGUGUGAGUCUGCAACAAGAUCGUCUGCACUUCAUUGGAUAACUGAGCUGACGCAGGAAGAGAUGUGAAGUCAGUUCUACUUUAUAGUCAGACUGUAAUUAGGAGCUCACUGCGAACCCUUCGUUGUAGACACAAUGUCUCUGUUAGAAAGAGACAUUUUGAUUAUGGUACUCAUGACCGCAUUUACGCUUUCCUCAGGAGAUAAUAAGUGUCUGCCCAGAGACUUUGGCCAUGGCUCUGUGGUGUGCGAGUGUAAUUCCACAUACUGUGACACCGUGGGGCCGUUGAUUGUGCCCUCACUGGGCCAGUUCACCGCCUACCUGAGCAGCAAGGCGGGCAGCAGGCUGGAACAGGUCCAUGGCCAAGUCAUCAAGAAUAGCACUGCAGUGGGUCUCAGGCUAACUAUCGUUCCUUUCCAGAAGUAUCAGGAGGUCCGGGGCUUUGGAGGGGCCAUGACGGAUGCCGCUGCUGUGAACAUUCUGUCCCUCUCCCCCGCCACCCAGGACCAGCUCCUGGGCCAGUACUUCUCCCCUGACGGUAUUGGCUACACUGUUGUGCGGGUGCCCAUGGCCAGCUGUGACUUCUCCCUCCGUCUGUACACGUACGCAGACACACCUGGAGACUACGGUCUGGAGAACUUCACUCUAGCCCCAGAAGAUACCAACAUGAAGAUCCCCCUGCUGCAGCGGGCUCAGGCCAUGUCCCCCCAGCCCCUGGCCCUGCUGGCCAGCGCCUGGAGCGCCCCCGCCUGGCUGAAGACCAACGGUGCACUGACGGGGAAGGGGUCCCUCAAAGGGCGGCCGGGGGGCAAGGAGCACAAGACCUGGGCUCAGUACUACGUUAGGUUCCUGGAAGAGUAUGCUAAGCACAAUCUGUCGUUCUGGGCCUUGACCACUGGGAAUGAGCCCUCUGCUGGACAGAUGACAAACUACAGUUUCCAGGCCAUGGGCUUCACGGCGGAGGAGCAGAGAGACUGGGUGGCUAUGGACCUGGGCCCUGCUGUCAUGGCUUCCAUUCACCCCCACACACACAUCCUCAUUCUGGACGACAACCGGCUGUUGCUGCCCCACUGGGCUAAAGUGGUCCUCAGUGACGUUGAGGCAGGGCGCUACAUACACGGCGUGGCGGUCCACUGGUACCUGGACAGCCUCGUCCCCGCAGAGAUAAGCCUGGGCACCACCCACCACCUCUUCCCAGAGUACUACCUGUUCGGCACGGAGGCCUGCGCCGGCUGGAGCCCGGUGGACAGAGGGGUGAAGCUGGGCAGCUGGGAGAGGGCGGAGCAGUAUGCCGCUAGCAUCCUCCAGGACCUUAACCACUAUGUGGUCGGCUGGACCGACUGGAACCUUGCCUUGGACCCGGGCGGUGGACCAAACUGGGUCAAUAACUUUGUGGAUAGUCCCAUCAUAGUGAACCAAAAACAAGAUGUGUUCUACAAGCAGCCGUCCUUCUACAGUAUGGCUCACUUCAGUAAGUUCCUGCUCAAGGGGUCUCGCAGAGUAGGCUUGUCCGCCAGUAAAGAGACCACCCUUGAGUUCUCGGCCUUCAUCAGACCAGAUGGCUCUGUGGUGCUGAUCAUACUGAACCGGUCAGCAUUGGAGGUGCAGUUUGAGGUGUGGGACCAUUCGGUGGGCUUCAUUCCCUCUACAGCGCCCCCUAGAUCUUUGCUGACACUCGCCUGGAACACACACUGACAUGACACCCACACAAACACAACCUGAUGAACACACACUGACAUGACUACCAUGCAAACAAAACCUGAUGCACACAAAACACACACACUGACAAAACACCCACACAAACACAAACUGAUGUACACACAACACACACACUGACAUGAGUCCCCCACACAAACACAACACACAAACUGACAAGACACCCACGCAAACACAAACUGAUGUACACAAAACACACACACUGACAAGACACCCCCACAAACACAACCUGAUGUACACACAAUAAACACACUGACAAGCCCACUGUACUUAACAUCACAUGUUUAACAUGUCAACUGUUCAACUUGCCUGCAACCACAAGGGAUGCACAGACACUGGACUACGGUGUAAAGGGCAUCAAGAGGACAUAGGUUUGGUUUUGCCACAAAUAAAUACCAAAAAUGUAAGCCUAAUCUCAGCUAUCUUAAAAAGGUUGCAGCUCUAAUGAAUACUUGAAAUUAAGACAUUGGAAAAAACCUGCUGACUUUGAAUAAACUGAAGGGUAGACAGUGAAAACUGAAUGCAAACCCAUUAGGAUUGUUCUAGGGUUUUGGAUACAAGGCAUACUAAUGGUACGCAUUGGUACUAAUGUUUUAAUCAAAACUGUAAAGUGUGCCUGCAGCCAGACACUCUAUUAUUUUUAUAAUGUACAUCAUUUGCACUGUUCAUACACGUGUUCAUGUUUUGUUGAGAAAACAAUGGGAACUGAUUUGUCAAUAAUGUAAUUACCUAUUGCAUGGAAAAUUGCCCAUUUAUUUAUAGGAGUAGUGAUGGAAAUGAAUGGGGUCUGUUCUAAAGGAUCCAUCAAAGCUGCUGCCCAUUUGGUGUUGUCAAACAUUAAUAACGCAGACAGCAGGAUGUAGACUAAAUGGAUGUAGACUCUGAGUCCCUCACCAUCUUCCAGUCCCGCCUCAAGACUCAUCUCUUCUCUUCUCCUCUGCCUACCCCACUCACUAUCCCUAGCCCCUAGCCCCAUCAACUUUUUAGUUUUUCUUGUUUAUCUAUUUUUGUGCCCCUAUGUAAAGCGCUUUGAGUACGUGAAAAGCGCUAUAUAAAUUGAAUCUAUUAUUAUUAUUAUUAUUAAAUCUGAAAAUACAGGUUGUUUCAAGGGUUGAUUACACGCAUAAAAUCGGAUGAAUGUACAGGAAGUACUGCAGCCAAAUACAACAUUUGUUCCAAUUUAUUAUAACAUCAUACACAUUUUUUCAUAUAUAUAAUAUACAUAUUUUGAUAAUCAGAUUUCACUUUUUUUUUUUCAUUCGCCGUGUUUAUUCAUUUCAAACCAUAAAUUGGACUAAAAGUAUUUACAUAAAAAAGUGAUAAAAAUGUGAAAGAAAAGACAAGUUGUUAACCAAUUAAUAAAAUGAUGAGCAGAGAUGACUUCUUUUUUUAUAUAAUAUAUACAGCAGAACAAACGCCUGGAUGUUAAUGACAGACAAAACAAAACAGGGUUUACUCUUUAUCUGGAAGACCCUGGGCCCGUCUUCUCCUUAAAAAAACCUUUAAGUCUUUCAGAUGUCACCAAAGACAAGACCAUACCUUUACCCUAAUACACCCUUCACAACCUCUGUCGGUGGCCCUCCGUAAAGCCAUUAUUUUCCAUAUUUUUCUUGGAGGAAAACAGAUAAACCAAUGCAAAAGGGUUGUGUCUGAUGUAGAACAUAAGACUUUAGGAGACAACUUCAGCAGAGUGUAGGCUGAGCGCAGAAGAGAGACAAAACAUGUGGAAUACAGAGAGAGCUUCCAUGACAGUGUAUUACAGCAGUGCAAUUUUCAGGCUGGAAAAAUAAAACAUACGGUAUGGUGAGAGGACACAGAGGAAUCAACUUAGUUUUCUCUCUGGAAAUCGACAGCGAGAUAUACUGCACCUGGGCUGGUCGUCGAGGUCAGUAUGAGAGGAAAACAUGUAGCACAGCGCGUGUGUCCAGAGUACAUGGUUAUAGGAAUAUGUCAAGGAAAAACCAAAGCAAAUGUUUAUUUUUUGUAGUAGUGAUGAAGGGGAGAGGAGAAGAAAUGGGUACUUCUGUGAACAUAGAUGGGGGGGAAGAAGGGAAUGUGUGCGACUCAGAAGGACCAUCUCUCCUGCGUUCUCGAGUCCGUGGCGAGGGAGGGGGACUCUGGGGGAGGCUGGCUAGUGCUGUCCUCUCCAUUCAAGCCCUUCCUGCACACUGGACACGUGUCAUGCUGUCAGGGAAGGAGAGGAGAGCAUUGAAAACACCUCAAGUUAGUUUUUCUCAAAUUGUACCUGGAACUCCAGUUAACCAACACAUGGAGCUUACUGAGCCCUUUUAACAUUACCUAUGCAGUAGCAACAAACUGACUAGAUGGCAACAUAAUACAGAGAGCUUACUCUAGUUGGAUUUUUGCUUUGACUUACAAAAUGUAUCGAUGCUGUGGACGACCCUAUACAUAUUUUCUUCCAAUUCUUCCCAGCAAUCCGAUGCUUUUAAGCCAUUAACUUGCCAAAUACAGCACAUUCCAGCACAACACUGCGACAGCCCU